Molecule: messenger RNA, 246 nt
Organism: Chaetura pelagica (chimney swift)
Lineage: Eukaryota; Metazoa; Chordata; Aves; Apodiformes; Apodidae
Gene: MRPS14
Product: mitochondrial ribosomal protein S14
Exons: 2
Coding region: 1-246 (81 amino acids)
Biological process (GO): translation
Cellular component (GO): ribosome; mitochondrial small ribosomal subunit
Molecular function (GO): structural constituent of ribosome
Source: RefSeq, a predicted model, not a curated record
AUGAGGGAAGCUCCCUAUCAAACAGUGAAGCAGAGUCAUGAGGAGGCAGAGAAGCUCCUGGUGGAAGUGGCUGAUAAAGAGAUUGCCAGCUUGCCUCGGGACAGCUGCCCUUCCAGGAUCCACAACAGGUGCAUCCUGACCUCCCGCCCGCGGGGCGUGAAGCGGCGCUGGAGGCUCAGCAGGAUCGUCUUCCGGCACUUCGCUGACCACGCCGAGAUGUCUGGGAUACAGAGGGCUAUGUGGUAG